UGUUUGGUGCCGUGUGCAUUCAGUGUUUAAAUACAAUGAACAAAACAGUAGCGAUGAUCACAAGUACUCCUGUCUUGACAAGGAAUCAUUAUGUGGAAGAUAAUAGUGUUGUGCACGAUUCUGGGUCUGGCGAUCGCCGAGAAGGCCAGAUUUAAUAAUUACAAAGUCUUCAGGCUUAUCCCAACUACAAAGUCGCAGGUCGAAAUUCUGCACGAGUUUGAAGUUUCUGAUGGAUUCUCUUUCUGGGAGGCACCAAGUUUUGUGGGCAAAAAUGUAGAUCUCAUGGUAGCACCACACAAAUUGCCCGAAUUUUACGAAAUAAUGGGUCAACUGGGAAUACCCUAUCAGGUCCAUAUCGAGGACAUUCAGACGCUGAUAGACGAAACGACUCCUCUGACUCGAUCGAAAUCGUUCGAUUUCACCAGCUAUCAUACUCUUGAUGAAAUUUAUAAGAAUCUGGACGACUUGACUGCGCAGUAUGCGAACAAAGUGCAGACCAUUGUAGGCGGCAAGACAUAUGAGGGACGUGAAAUCAAAGGCGUCAAGGUUUCCUUCAAGAAAAAUAAUCCCGGAAUCUUCAUCGAAGGUGGUAUUCAUGCCAGGGAAUGGAUUACUCCGGCAACUACCAUGUACAUACUGCAUCAAUUGUUGGCCAGCAAUGAUUCGGACGUCAGAGCUCUGGCCGAGAGUCACGAUUGGUACAUCUUCCCAUCGUUCAAUCCCGAUGGAUAUGUGUACACACACACCACGAACCGAUUGUGGAGGAAAACGCGUAAGCCUUAUGGUAUUUGUUAUGGCAGCGAUCCCAAUAGAAAUUGGGACUACAGAUGGAAUACUGGAGGUGCCAGCAGCAAUCCAUGUUCCGAAACCCAUGCCGGAAGUGCGCCAUUCUCCGAUAUAGAAACGAAAAGCAUGUCUGAAUAUCUGAAAUCUAUAGACGAUAAAUUUUACGCGUACAUCUCGUUGCAUAGCUACUCGCAGCUAUUAAUGUUUCCUUAUGGCCACACAACAGAUCAUCUUGAGAAUUACGACGAAUUGUAUGCUAUCGGUUCCAAAUCAAUUGAAGCUCUCAAACAGAGAUACGGAACAGAGUAUGUGACAGGAAAUAUUGCCGAGACGAUCUAUGUAGCCACCGGAAGUACUGUGGAUUACAUAAAAGGCGUUCAUAAAAAAGUCUCCUACACCUAUGAAUUGCGUGAUCAGGGUCGUUAUGGCUUCUUAUUACCUCCGAAACAAAUUAUUCCGACUGGAGAAGAGACUUUGGAUUCUCUCGUAGCUAUGUUUAAAGAAGCCAAAAAACGUGGACAUCCUAAAAGAAUUUAAACUAACUUAAUUGAUUGUAAAUAUAAUGUUUUAUGUGUUGUCGAUAAUGUAAAUUUUUAUUGUGUAAAUUACUGAUUUAUUAUAUUACUUUGUAAUCAAUUGACGAUAAUAAAUUUUGGUAUUUUAAUUUUUAA
Messenger RNA from Nylanderia fulva, 1457 nucleotides. RefSeq names its product zinc carboxypeptidase-like. The record is from RefSeq and is a predicted model, not a curated record. Gene Ontology annotation, biological process: proteolysis. Lineage: Eukaryota; Metazoa; Arthropoda; Insecta; Hymenoptera; Formicidae. Gene Ontology annotation, molecular function: zinc ion binding; metallocarboxypeptidase activity.